AUGGCGGCUGCUUCCUCCGAUAGGUCCUGUCGCCGCAGCGGUUGGGAGAUGAAGUCUGAGGAACUUGGCGCGCGCCUCCGCGACGCUCGCAGUCCAAGUCGCCUCCCUCCCCAUAAACGGGGCUCGGCCUCGGGGGGCCGGACUAACGGCUUCCAGAGACCCCCGUCAACGCAGACUCCCCUCAACACAGACCCCCCUCAACGCAGACCCCCUGUCAACACAGACCCCCUCAACGCAGACCCCCUCAACACAGACCCCCCUCAACACAGACCCCACUCAACACAGACCCCCCUCAACACAGACCCCACUCAACGCAGACCCCCCUCAACACAGACCCCCUCAACGCAGACCCCCCUCAACGCAGACCCCCCUCAACACAGACCCCUCAACACAGACCCCUCAACGCAGACCCCUCAACGCAGACCCCCUCAACACAGACCCCCCUCAACACAGACCCCCCUCAACACAGACCCCCUCAACGCAGACCCCCCUCAACGCAGACCCCCUCAACACAGACCCCUCAACACAGACCCCUCAACGCAGACCCCUCAACACAGACCCCUCAACGCAGACCCCUCAACGCAGACCCCUCAACACAGACCCCCUCAACGCAGACCCCCUCAACACAGACCCCCUCAACGCAGACCCCUCAACACAGACCCCCUCAACACAGACCCCCUCAACACAGACCCCUCAAUGCAGACCCCCUCAAUGCAGACCCCUCAACGCAGACCCCCUCAACACAGACCCCUCAACGCAGACCCCCCUCAACACAGACCCCCCUCAACGCAGACCCCCUCAACACAGACCCCUCAACACAGACCCCCCUCAACGCAGGCCCCCUCAACCCAGCCCCCCCUCAACACAGACCCCCCCUCAACACAGACCCCCCUCAACCCAGACCCCUCAACGCAGACCCCCUCAACACAGACCCCCUCAACGCAGACCCCCUCAACGCAGACCCCCCUCAACGCAGACCCCCCCUCAACACAGACCCCCCUCAACGCAGACCCCCCUCAACGCAGACCCUGUGUGAGGAGCAACGAGACGCAGGUGAAGGCAGGAGAGCCGAGUGGGCCGGAGUGA
Molecule: messenger RNA, 1086 nt
Organism: Pseudoliparis swirei
Lineage: Eukaryota; Metazoa; Chordata; Actinopteri; Perciformes; Liparidae
Exons: 2
Coding region: 1-1086 (361 amino acids)
Source: RefSeq, a predicted model, not a curated record